AUGGAUCCAGCAGGAGGUGGCUUGCCCACCGAGGAUAUCAAUAACCAAAGCGCCGGUCUUGGCUCUCAGGGCCUUGCGUCAAGCGCGAACCCUCAUGCCUCUGUCGACGACUACAACCGUGUGAUGUUGCAGUAUACUCAGAGGCAGCUGGCCGCUUUUACAACCAACAGCCCCUCUGCCCGCCGGAGUAGUGCUACCAGCGGUAGUAGCGGCCCGAGCAAUUCAUCGUCCGUCACCAAUAUUGCUCGUACAGGUAGUGGUAUUGCACCACGAGCAAGUGGUUCAAGCAGCUAUUCUUCAGCGCGUUCUUAG
Messenger RNA from Talaromyces rugulosus, 312 nucleotides. RefSeq lists its product as uncharacterized. The transcript has a single exon. NCBI's taxonomy places the organism in Eukaryota, Fungi, Ascomycota, Eurotiomycetes, Eurotiales, Trichocomaceae. The coding region runs from base 1 to 312 and encodes 103 amino acids. The record is from RefSeq and is a predicted model, not a curated record.